AUGGAGUCCCCUCUGUGUUUUGCCUUCGUUUUCCCCAUGGCCUCUGGCCAUAUCAAUCCCUCUCUGCCCAUUGCAAGAGCCCUGGGGAGUCUUGGGCAUGAGGUUCAUUACCUCUGCCGGGAGCAGAUGAGAGAGGCCAUCGAAGAUACCGGCGCCGAGUUCAGCAACGAGGUUUCGGAGUGCCCAGAGCUGUACGAGGGCCGGGUGCCGGAGAUGUUCGGUGCAAACGCAUCGUUGAAGCAGGAGUACAACCUCGAGGAUGAUUCGAUGAUGACGGCAUACUUCAAAUUGCUGCCUAUCUCGCUGGAGCUACAGCUGCCAGGCGUGCUGCGCUGGAUGCGGCGAGUUCGGCCGCACCUGACCGUCUUUUGCCCCUUGAUCAGCAAGGAGGCCUUCUACGCCGCCAAGAUUUUGGGCAUCCCGACAGUUCCCCUCCUCACUUCCGCUGGCCCCGGCAGUGUGGAUGCCAUGGUGGGGCACUUGCUGGGCGGCCUCACCAUCGAGGAGACCAUCGAGCCGGCAAAGCGUUUCCAGCCUUUUGGGGAGGCCGCGGAGCGCCUUGAAAGUGCCUACGGGGUGCAGAUGCUGAACCUCAUGGAUUUGAUCCUCCGGUCCCAGGGCGCCGUGGAUUCGAUCUCGCAGAGCGUCCUGACCCUGGUGACUACUUGCGAGGACAUGCAGGUUCCAAUGCCUGCCGAGCUUGCGGCCAUCUACCGCGAGUCCAACACCCGUUUCGCAUUCGUCGGCCCGCUCUUAGACCAGGCUGGCGCCGUUCGCGCUGGAGGGUACAAGUAUCUGGAGCAAGAGGAGCCAGGAUCCUGUUCGGCACGGCCAGAUCCCAUGCAGGAGCUGCAGAAAGCCCGGGCAGCCGGGCGCCGAGUGGUCCUGGCCAGCAUGGGCACCGCCAUCACGGGAGACAGCCCAGACUUUGGUUGGGCCGUGAAGUGCACGGACUCGCAGCGGAAAGGUCUCACAGGGAAGCAGCAGUGCCAAGCUGCAUGGCAGGGCUUGUUCGACGCCUUUGGCGCGAAGGAUGCCUCGGAUGCCUCGUCGCCGCUGAUUCUUCUGGCCCUGGGUCCCCAGCCCGAUGCCCUGGACUCCCUGGAGGUGCCGGCCAAUGCCCUGUGCGCCCCCACGGUGCCCCAGGUAGAUCUGCUGAGGGCCGGCGUGGAGGUGUUCCUGACCCACGGUGGACAGAACAGUUUCAUGGAGUCCUUGGCGGCCGGGGUUCCGAUGGUCGUCUGCCCGGGCUUUGCCGACCAGCCGCAGAACGCCCAGCAGGCCGUGGACAUGGGCGUGGCUAUGCAGGUGCCAAAGCCGGUGCCGGCCGAAGGAGAUGAUAUGAUGGAAGCUGCGGCAGCCUACAGUUCCGAGGUGUCGGCGGCCUUGCUGCGCGUCACCGAGAAGACGAGAUUUGCAGCUGCGGCGGCGCGGUGUCGCCAACAGAUCCAGAAGGCGGGAGGUGUGCAGCAUGCUGUGAAGCUGCUGCUGGAGGCCGCGACGGCCACGUCUCCCUCUCUGCCGACGCUGUUGGAGCGGAUGGUGGAGGAUAGCUUUCCAGCGACGAAGGAAUGCAAGGUGCACACCCUGUAG
Symbiodinium sp. CCMP2592 is the source of this 1593-nucleotide messenger RNA. The record is from the annotation of a GenBank genome assembly. Lineage: Eukaryota; Dinophyceae; Suessiales; Symbiodiniaceae.